UUUAGGAUUACGUGUGGAGUUUUAUUUUCCUUUAAUGCAUUCUCUCACACACAAUUGAAGACGUCAAAGGAAAGGGUCGUUUUGCAUCUCGGGCCCGAAGACCAAAAGUACAGCUUCAGCAGUAGGUCAUGGUCGGUAUUUUCAUCUUCGUCUACUAAAACACCUUCUCCUUCCAUUUUUCUCGGUCCUUCCUCAUUUUUCUCUUUUGUCCUCUCCAAUUUUCCUGGGAAAAUCGAAAGGAAAUAUAGAAGCUUUUAUUUGUGAAACAGCCAGCCCUAUCCAUCAUCCACAUGAAUUCAGAUAUUGCUUUUCAAGUUCCAGCCGAGCUCGAGACAGCUUUGCAAUUGAAGACUGUCCAAUACUUAGUUACACAAAGACCAUGGCUUGAUCUUUAUGGAGUUAAUGUCCGACCUGUUGCACCAUAUGGGAGUGCGAUUAGAAGACAAAAUAAUGAUCCUGCAUUGAUACAUCGUUCCUUGCCAGAUGAGCUGCUCUUGGAGGUUUUUUUCCGAAUGAAUCCAUAUGAUUUGGGAAGGGCUGCUUGUGUGUGCCGAAAAUGGAGAUAUACUCUUCGUAAUCCUGUAUUCUGGCGUAGUGCUUGCUUAAAGGCAUGGCAGCUAUCUGGAGUGGUGGAAAACUAUAAGAUUUUGCAAUCAAAAUAUGAGAGCUCAUGGAGGAAAAUGUGGCUUUUAAGACCAAGAGUCCGUACUGAUGGUCUCUAUGUGAGUAGGAACACCUAUAUCCGUGCUGGUGUGAGAGAGUGGAAUAUCACCAAUCCAGUUCAUUUGGUUUGCUACUAUCGUUACAUAAGAUUCUUACCUUCUGGCAGGUUCCUUUAUAAAACUUCUUCUCAUACAGUGAAGGCGGUUGUGAAAUGCAUGAAUCUCCGUGCAUCUAAAGCAGAUGAUGUUUUUAGUGGCCGCUAUACAUUGACCAAUGACAAAGUACAAUUCUCAUUAAUAGUUGAAGCUGCUUUCCUCUACCCUGGACUGCGUCCUACUCUGUGGAAAGUCUGUUUAAGGUUAAGAGGAACAAUUGCGGGGGCUAACAAUCGGAUGGAUAUACUCUCACUUGUUACGAGUAAAGUGGAUAGUAAUGGGGUUAGUGAGCCUGAAGAGGACAUCAUUGGAGUGGUUGAAGAUUGGCAAGAGGAUGAGAUAUCACGCACAUCACACAAAAGGGGUCUUGCGCCUUUUGCAUUUGUUCCAUUUGAAGAGGUGGAAACAUCAGUUCUUAACCUGCCUGUGGAAAAGAUGGAUUAUUAUGUUCCUGGCUAGUGUAUGAAUCUUUUUUGUCUUAGAUGAAGUGCCUGAAUCUUCAAUUUGUACAUAUGUAUGUAUUAAUGCCUGACUGCAUGUGUGAUAUAUGGUGCAUUCCAUUUUUUUUUUGGUUUUUAGUGUUCUGCCUUCAUAUUUAUGAAUCGGAUGUGUACGUGGAGAACCUACUCAUGUAAAUUCUGUUUCAAUCAUGCAUUCACUGGCUGUGGCUGAACAAUCGGAUUUUUAUAAUAUUUUGUUAGAAACUGUUCAAAACACAA
Messenger RNA from Hevea brasiliensis (rubber tree), 1537 nucleotides. RefSeq names its product F-box protein 7. The record is from RefSeq and is a predicted model, not a curated record. Gene Ontology annotation, cellular component: SCF ubiquitin ligase complex. The coding region runs from base 291 to 1277 and encodes 328 amino acids. Gene Ontology annotation, molecular function: protein binding. Gene Ontology annotation, biological process: SCF-dependent proteasomal ubiquitin-dependent protein catabolic process. NCBI's taxonomy places the organism in Eukaryota, Viridiplantae, Streptophyta, Magnoliopsida, Malpighiales, Euphorbiaceae. The transcript has 11 exons.